Molecule: messenger RNA, 543 nt
Organism: Lachancea dasiensis
Lineage: Eukaryota; Fungi; Ascomycota; Saccharomycetes; Saccharomycetales; Saccharomycetaceae
Source: the annotation of a GenBank genome assembly
AUGGAUGAAAGCCAGAAAAGAGCUCAAACUGUGGCCCUGAUCAACAAGUACAGGACUAUGUACCAACUAUACAUGGAUCAAUUAACUCCCCAUGUCAAACACCGCUGGAUUGCACUUGGAGCGGGGGUGUUUCUCUUUUUUGUCCGUGUCGUGUACGGAGAAGGUUGGUACGUGGUGUGCUACGGGCUAGCGAUUUAUUUGUUAAAUCAGUUUCUGGCCUUUCUAACGCCGAAAUUCGACGUGUCUCUGCAACAAGAUGAAGAAAACAAUGAAUUAGAAUCUGGUGAAAGAGUUGACGAAUUCAAACCCUUUAUAAGGAGGCUCCCAGAGUUUAAAUUUUGGCACAACUCGAUGAGGGCACUGAUUUUGUGUUCUGCAAUGACGCUUUUCCGUAUUUUUGAUGUCCCAGUGUUUUGGCCAAUUCUUGUAGUAUAUUUCAUUCUGCUCUUUGCGUUGACCAUGAGAAGGCAAAUUCAGCAUAUGAUAAAGUACAAGUACAUCCCGCUAGAUAUUGGGAAAAAAAGAUACAGUACCAAAGAGUAA